AUGCUGAACGAUUCACUAAACCGUCGAAAAGCCUCCAGCGUGACCAACACAACUAAGAUCCCAUUACCAGCAAAAACAGUCUAUGAACCGGAACUGGCAGCGUACACUACAGUCGAUGGUGUGAAUCAUCUAUGGCCGAACGAAGCAGUGUGCCUAUUUGACACGAGAAAUGACCUCAUCGUUGGUGUUCUAAUGCGGCCUCUGGAUAAAAAGAGCUCAACAAAAAGUCCCGUAGCUCACAGUAAUUCGUACGUCCCAAUUAUUCUUCUGGGUAUCAUCACCUUUAUUUAUCUGUGCUUUUUCUUCUUUUUUGCCUUCAAACCUCAUCCGCACAGCAACCUGGCGGAAUUGUCGACAAUUGUUGAAGAGGAAAUGGCGCAGCUAUCAGUCAUGGCCAAGAAAGCAGUGAAAUCCCUAAAGGUAUGCUUACUGGUAGUGUUACAAUAA
Cooperia oncophora is the source of this 447-nucleotide messenger RNA. Lineage: Eukaryota; Metazoa; Nematoda; Chromadorea; Rhabditida; Trichostrongylidae. The record is from the annotation of a GenBank genome assembly.